UGAAAGGGAAAUUUCAAACUUCUUUCUCUAUAAGCUUCAACUUUCAAGAGAGUUUUGAAGAUAAGAUUGGUUCCGACCCAUAAACAAUGGAACGAAUCUUGGAUCUCCAUGCGGGCUCUAGCCGUGAGUUGAACAAACCGGCUCCUGGAAUGUGGCGUUUUCCUAGAGAUCCUGAUCUUUGUUGUAUCUACAGAGUCCCAAACUGUUUGCGUCAAGUAAACCCAGAAGCAUACACGCCUCAACUGGUUCUCAUUGGACCUCUUCACCAUUCUUUAAAAUCUCAAGCUCUCAUGUCUCGUGGAGAUAUCACAAACACGAAGUCAAUGGGCUACUUAAACAUGGAGGAGCUCAAGAAAGUUUACUUGGUGGAAUUCGCACGACGGGUUGAAGGGAAGAAAACCAUUGAUGGAUUCAGGAGAAUAAUCGAAGAAGAUGAAGAUCUAAUCAGGGCAAGCUAUUCUGAGUCAACGGCCUGGAUUUCAUCUCCAGAGUUCGUGGACAUGAUCCUGCACGACUCUGUUUUCUUGCUAGAGUUCUUUUUGAGGUAUACUUUAUGGGAACCAAAGAAGAUCGGGGAUCCUCUCAUGGACGAGCCUUGUCUUGAAUACACAGUCGAUGGAGAUCUCAUCUUGCUCGAGAACCAGCUUCCUUACUUCAUCCUCGAGAAACUCUUCGAUCAACUUGUCCCUACACUCAUCCGGAUGCAGACAUUCAGUGAAUUAACCAUCACCCAUUUUGGACUCCGAAAUGGUUUUGGAAACAACUCAAAGUUUAGACAUUUUACUGAUUUGUUAAGGUGUGUCCGCGUCAAGAAAGUUCCGGAUCAUGAUCUAGGGAAAUACGAGCCCAUGUAUGAAAUGUAUAGUGCGGACAAGCUACACACCGGGGGAGUGAAAUUCAAGGCCAUAGACGACUUGUUGUCGGUCGAGGUGAAAUUCAAGAAUGGUGUUUUGUAUAUACCAUGUUUUGUAGCUGAAGACCAAACAGAGAUGAAAAUUAGAAACAUCAUGGCACUUGAGCAAUGUCAUUAUCCGCUUAACGCCCACGUAUGUAACUAUAUCAUGUUCUUGGAUUUCCUCAUUGACACCGAGAAGGACGUCGACUUGCUUGUCGAGAAAGGUAACCCUUAAAUUUAUUGUAUUAGCUAGUUCUAUAUGUAUAUAUAAGCUACUAAGCUAUCACGAGCUUCACACUUUAUGAUGAUGUGAGAUCCUAACAAUUUGUGUACUUGUGAGUUUUGAUUGAUUUAUGAAGGUUUUGGUUUUUGUAAGGGAUAAUAACCAAUUGGCUUGGGC
Arabidopsis arenosa is the source of this 1295-nucleotide messenger RNA. The record is from the annotation of a GenBank genome assembly. Lineage: Eukaryota; Viridiplantae; Streptophyta; Magnoliopsida; Brassicales; Brassicaceae.